Molecule: messenger RNA, 861 nt
Organism: Exserohilum turcica Et28A
Lineage: Eukaryota; Fungi; Ascomycota; Dothideomycetes; Pleosporales; Pleosporaceae
Exons: 7
Coding region: 1-861 (286 amino acids)
Biological process (GO): phosphatidic acid biosynthetic process; triglyceride catabolic process
Cellular component (GO): endoplasmic reticulum; lipid droplet
Molecular function (GO): triacylglycerol lipase activity; acylglycerone-phosphate reductase (NADP+) activity
Source: RefSeq, a predicted model, not a curated record
AUGAGUACUCGGCAAAGGACAGUCUUGGUCACCGGCACAGCUGACACGGAGAAAUUGAACAGAUGCACCCCAGGAGGCAUCGGACACGAACUCGCUCUGGAAUUCCUGCGUCAAGGCUUCCAAGUCUUCGGCACAGUGCGCUCCGACGAGGCCAAAAAGACGCUUCUGAGCGAGGGCGUCAUAGCCAUCGAGCAUGAAGUCACAUCGGCAGAAAGCAUCCAAGCGCUGCACGACGUUCUAUGUAAGCGCAUCGUAGACGGGAAGCUCGAUAUUCUGAUCAACAACGCCGGCAUAAGCUUCACCGUGCCGGUGCUUGAUCUCACAAUCGAGAACAUGCGCAAGGUGUUUGAAAUCAACGUCUUUGGCGGUGUCCUGCUGACGCAGAAACUUGCUCCGAUGCUCAUAGCUGCAAAGGGGAAAGUAGCCAAUAUUGGGUCGGUGGCGGGCGUCAUUCCCUAUGUAUUUGGAGGAUGCUACAAUGCGUCCAAGGCGGCACUGCAUGCCUUGACGGACGCGCUGAGGAUUGAAAUGGAGCCGUUUGGAGUCCAAGUUGUACUAGUCGCCACGGCUGGUGUAAAAAGUAAGACUUCAGAUGUCAAGAAGAGGCUUCCGCCCAACUCGCUCUACAUGCCGAUAGAAGAGGAUUAUCUGUUUCGUCAGGGGAACUCGCAGCGUACGGCUAUGCCGACGGAGGUGUAUGCGAAGAAGGUGGUGGCCGAUUUGCUGAAGCCGAAGACGAGUGCUUGGUUGUGGCAUGGACAUCAGGCUAGCGUGGUUCGAUGGCUUUCGUGGCUUAUGCCUCGUACCUUUUGGGACAACUAUUUUGCGAAGAAGUUUGGACUGAGGAAAUUCAAGGCAUAG